Anopheles marshallii is the source of this 2214-nucleotide messenger RNA. It is a transcript of the gene gro, whose product is annotated as protein groucho. Gene Ontology annotation, biological process: negative regulation of canonical Wnt signaling pathway; regulation of DNA-templated transcription. Gene Ontology annotation, molecular function: protein binding; transcription corepressor activity. Gene Ontology annotation, cellular component: transcription regulator complex; nucleus. The coding region runs from base 1 to 2214 and encodes 737 amino acids. The transcript is spliced from 16 exons. NCBI's taxonomy places the organism in Eukaryota, Metazoa, Arthropoda, Insecta, Diptera, Culicidae. The record is from RefSeq and is a predicted model, not a curated record.
AUGUAUCCAGCACCGACACGGCAUCCAUCGGCAUCGGUGAGUUCUUCAAAAUACAUCCCUUCAUAUCUGGGCGGACCGCCUCCCCAGGGGCGCCAGUUUACGAUAGCGGAAACUCUGGAACGGAUUAAAGAAGAAUUCAACUUUCUUCAAGCACAGUACCAUUCACUAAAACUCGAAUGUGAUAAGCUGGCCAGCGAGAAAACGGAAAUGCAGAGACAUUAUGUUAUGUACUACGAAAUGUCCUAUGGAUUGAACGUAGAAAUGCACAAACAGACCGAAAUUGCCAAACGACUGAACGCCCUCAUCGGACAGCUGUUACCAUUUUUGGCAACGGAACACCAGCAACAGAUCGCAUCCGCGGUCGAGCGCGCGAAACAGGUCACGAUGCCGGAACUGAACGCCAUCAUCGGUCAACACCAGCAACAGGGAAUUCAGCAACUUUUACAGCAGAUUCACGCCCAGCAGAUACCUGGCGGACCGCCACAACCGAUACCGGGCCUCGGUGCGCUGGCCGGUCCACUGACGGCGUUCGGUGGCCCGAUGGGUUUGCCACACGGUGCACCACAAAGCAUGCUCAAGGCACCGCCCGAUCUGCACCGGGAAGACCUAAAGGUACCGCUCGGUGGCCCAUCCGCCGAGGAGCGCAUGCGUAACUCGGUGUCGCCAGCGGAUCGGGAAAAGUAUCGGCCACGAUCACCGCUCGAGCUGGACGGUGAGGCCAAGCGGCGGAAAGAGGAAAAACUUAACCACGAAAGUGAUGGUGAGAAAAGUGAUCAGGAUUUAGUGGUGGACGUCGCGAACGAAACGGGUUCACCUUCACCCCGACCAAACGGUGAUCAUCAAUCGGAUCGUGGCGAUCGGGACAGUAUCGGACUGAACGGUAGCGAUAAGGCCGGUUCGAGCAGCAUGAAGGGUGCCAACGAUCGACCACCGUCCCGUUCUGGUUCGAGUUCAUCCCGAUCAACGCCCAGCCUCAAAACGAAAGAUCUCGAUAAACCUGGAACACCCGGAGCGAAGGCCCGUGUUCCCACGCCCAACUCGUCCACACCCGGUGUCCCGAAAGCCGUAGUACCUUCACCAGCCGCCGGCUACCCACCCUCGCCAUAUCAGCGUCCGUCGGAUCCGUAUGCGCGGCCCCCGCCCGACCCGUACGGUCGGCCUCCGAUGCCUUUCGAUCCGCACGGUCACGUACGUACCAACGGUAUUGCGCUACCCGUGUCAAGCGGAAAACCUGCCUACUCUUACCACAUGAACGGUGAAGGUGCCCCACAGCCCGUGCCGUUUCCUGCGGAUGCCCUAACGGGACCCGGUAUUCCACGACAUGCCCGCCAAAUCAACACCCUGUCGCACGGUGAGGUCGUGUGUGCGGUCACCAUCUCCAACCCGACCAAGUACGUCUACACCGGCGGUAAGGGAUGCGUGAAGGUGUGGGAUAUAUCGCAGCCCGGCAACAAGAGUCCGGUCAGCCAGUUGGACUGUCUGCAGCGAGACAACUAUAUUCGCUCCGUGAAGCUGCUCCCGGACGGCCGUACACUGAUCGUCGGCGGUGAAGCGUCGAACCUUUCGAUCUGGGAUCUGGCGAGUCCGACGCCAAGGAUAAAAGCGGAACUAACGUCGGCCGCCCCGGCCUGUUACGCGCUCGCCAUCAGUCCCGACUCGAAGGUGUGCUUUUCGUGCUGCAGCGAUGGUAACAUUGCCGUGUGGGAUCUGCACAAUCAGACGCUGGUGCGACAGUUCCAGGGCCACACGGAUGGUGCGUCCUGUAUCGACAUCAGCCCGGACGGAUCACGGCUCUGGACCGGCGGGUUGGACAACACGGUACGAUCGUGGGAUUUGCGCGAGGGUCGUCAACUGCAGCAGCAUGACUUUAGCUCACAAAUCUUCUCCCUCGGCUACUGUCCAACGGGCGAGUGGUUAGCGGUUGGUAUGGAAAAUUCACACGUCGAGGUACUGCACGCGACGAAACAGGACAAAUAUCAGCUGCAUUUGCACGAAAGCUGCGUCCUUUCGUUGCGGUUUGCCGCCUGCGGCAAAUGGUUCGUCUCGACCGGCAAGGAUAAUCUGCUGAACGCGUGGCGUACACCUUACGGGGCAAGCAUUUUCCAGUCAAAGGAAACCUCAUCAGUACUAAGUUGUGAUAUUUCAACCGAUGAUAAGUACAUUGUGACCGGGUCCGGUGAUAAGAAAGCAACAGUGUACGAGGUGAUCUACUAA